ACCUCUGACACAGCACUUUUUCCACUGUGUCAUGUCUUUCAGCAAUGUUUCUGGUGUGUUUCCGUCCUUGCUCACUGUCUCUAUAAAUGCGCUGAACCCAGGAAUCCCACAUCAGGCACAGCAAGACCUGCAGCAGUCUGGCCUGACUCCUAUAAUUUAUCAACUCCUACGGUUUAUCUCCACCCAACAGGAGCAUGAAGACCUCCACAGCUGCCCUUGCUGUACUCCUUGUGGCUGUCCUCUGCUAUCAGGUCUCCUCUUCUCCAGGCGCUGUCAAGUUUAGUCGUUCCUGCUGCCACCAGUAUGUAACCAAGGAAGUUCCCUUGCACCGCGUGGUGGCGUAUGAAUAUGCGGGCAGGCACUGCCACCUGCCAGCCGUGAUAUUUAUCACACGGCAAGGCAAGGUCUGUGGCAGACCUGGUGAUAAGUGGGUCCAGGACAUCUUGAAUAACCACAACAAUGCAGGCAGUGGAUAAGCAACACCCUGCUUCCUCCAAGCAUCACCUCAGCAAGGACCUACUCUCAUGGGCACCUCUGAGACACAUCCCUGUUUUCUUAUUACUCAUGAAUUUGGCAGACUAUUUAAUACAGUGGUCAGCUCUUUUAUUUAAGCUUAUGCAAAAGCAAUUUUAAUUUAUUUGGCAUUUCUGUGGAACUUUUCAUUCUAAUGUAUUGACUGUGUUGAAGCUAUUUUUGUAUAAUAAAAAGGAGCAAAACCUCCAGUGGCUCUCAGAAUGCUUUGCAGUGACUGUGCUGGGCAGUGGAGGCUGGGAGCAGGUACAGGUUGACACUAGGUGGGUCUGUGGGGCAGUGUGAUGGCUCCUGGCUGUACAACCCCCAGUCACGGUGGAGCACUGCUCCUCCUGCCUGCUCCUGGCAGGUCUGUGAGCAUCUCCCUGUGCUUCGUACCCCUUGCCUGCCCUAUGGCCAAACUUGCAGCUCUCAGGUGGGUGGGUGUCAUGGGAGAUGUUUUGGUGUUGUGCACUGAG
Molecule: messenger RNA, 989 nt
Organism: Neopsephotus bourkii (Bourke's parrot)
Lineage: Eukaryota; Metazoa; Chordata; Aves; Psittaciformes; Psittacidae
Product: C-C motif chemokine 4 homolog
Exons: 3
Coding region: 195-476 (93 amino acids)
Biological process (GO): cellular response to type II interferon; positive regulation of ERK1 and ERK2 cascade; positive regulation of GTPase activity
Cellular component (GO): extracellular region
Molecular function (GO): CCR chemokine receptor binding; chemokine activity
Source: RefSeq, a predicted model, not a curated record